Molecule: messenger RNA, 1652 nt
Organism: Penaeus chinensis
Lineage: Eukaryota; Metazoa; Arthropoda; Malacostraca; Decapoda; Penaeidae
Exons: 6
Coding region: 1-1494 (497 amino acids)
Source: RefSeq, a predicted model, not a curated record
AUGAAUGCAGCCUCGAUUUUUUCUCGCCUCUACGAGAUUCGGCGACGCUGCCUCCGUCACUGUCUCUUCCCGACUGGCGUUUCAGGCGUAAGAGGAUUAAGAAAUGUUAAUACUAGAGGCUUUAUCUCAAAUCUGAUCACGGCACUACACUUGCAGGUGACUUCACACAUCCGCAGCUAUUACCGGCCGGAGCACGACGCCACGGUCACCACCACGCCGCUGCCCUUCAUCCACAAGAAGAGACAGAGGCACUCCGCCCGGCCGCCCAAGCGACUCAAGAAGGAGCGCCCCGACGACCCAGCCGACGAGGACACGGACGAGGGCGACGAGGACGUCCUGUCGCAGAUCAGGAAGAGCUUAAACAUCGGGGACUAUGUGGCCGAGGAGAAGGGCGUGGGCGGCGGGGGGGGCGACUCGGCCAGAAGUCAGGUCACCGAGGAGGUCGAGGCGACGGGGCUGCACCCACACCUGCAGGAGGGGGCGGUCGGCCACAAGCAGCUCUUCCAUGUCGAUGCAGGUGGCAGCGCGAGCGAGGAAGCGUCCCCGGCGGUGGGCGGGCGCGGCGGCGGACCCAAGUCCUACUUAAGGGCGGGCAGCCGUCCGUCAAUCCUCCGGCCCCCCCACGCCCAGCCUAGUAGCGCCCACAUGCCAGGAACUAGUACUGUCCACGCCCACGGCAACGCCCCAGGCCACAGCCAAGGGAACGCCGCCCAUCCGCUUAGGAUCCUGAUCCAGCAGCUGUCGGAGGGCGCGCCCGGCGAGGCGGAGGACGACGGCGCCCGCCAGGUCAUCCUCAUCCUGCCGGACAAGUUCAGCGAGCAGACUGGGGACGUUGCAGCACUGCUGCCGUCCCUCGGCCUGGCGUCCUCGCCGUCCGACUGCGUCUCCAUCGUGACAGUGCAGCCGAAGGACGCCGCGGAGGAGGGCCACGCGCCGCCCGGCCAGCUUGGAGUGCUGUCCUCCGACCACUCGCUUUCUGGGGCCUCGCACGUCAAGGGCGGCCCCGAGGGCUGCCCCAACGGCGCCGUCCUCAUGCCCGCCGACCAGGUGGUAACGCUUGAAACUCAGAUGGUGCCGGACGCCACCAUCAUCGCGGGCGAGGGCGGCGUGGCCCCCGAGGGCGCCGGGCAGGUGGUGCUGUGCCCUCCUGCCGCGGACCCCGAGCAGGUGCUCAACCCGCUGCACAUGGUGGCCGAGGCCGCGGAGGCGCUGACGCAGAGCGACAUGCUCGCUGCGCAGGUGAUGGAGGCGCCGCACGCCGCCGCGCCGCCCGUCCGGCACCAGGCGCAGAUGCUCCCGACGGCUCUCUUCGAGCCCGGCGGCAGCAUCCAGCAACCCGGGGCCGGCCAGCUCCCAGGGACGUCGAGGAUGCUCCAGCAGGAACCCACGCUGGAGUUCGUGGACAACCGCGUCGUUGCAGCCGAGGGCGGGCAGAAGGGCGGAGCGAGCGACGCCCAGGCGGAGGAAAUCAUCUACUCCUUCACCCUGCCCUGAGCGCCCUGGCCGCGGCGGCUCCUCGCAGGCCUCGGCUUAGAUCGCUCGUGACGUGCAUCGUCGCGAAUAAAGGAUUAUCCCCACUUGCUGGUAUUGGAUAUCUACACCUGUUAAAAGAGAAAGAAAAAAAUAUUCUUGAAUUCUUGUGUGUACAUAUA